Molecule: messenger RNA, 1524 nt
Organism: Meriones unguiculatus (Mongolian gerbil)
Lineage: Eukaryota; Metazoa; Chordata; Mammalia; Rodentia; Muridae
Product: zinc finger and SCAN domain containing protein 4F-like
Exons: 3
Coding region: 1-1524 (507 amino acids)
Biological process (GO): regulation of transcription by RNA polymerase II
Molecular function (GO): RNA polymerase II cis-regulatory region sequence-specific DNA binding; DNA-binding transcription factor activity, RNA polymerase II-specific
Source: RefSeq, a predicted model, not a curated record
AUGCUUUCACAGUUCAAAGAAACCGUUAAUCCUGAGUCACCACCAAAUGACCUUGAAAUAGGCAAUCUAGAGUUUAUUCCCACCCUUGGUUCUGCUGUGCAGUCUGGGGAAGACACCUAUAACUCCCCAGUUUCUCAGCUCAAUAUUCCUCCAAAUGACAAUGGCUCCUGGGCAAAGCAGGAGCUCCAAAGCCUGUGGGAUAUGUUUACCUCAUGGUUGCAGCCAGAAAAGCAGAGCAAGAAGCAGAUGAUUUCUCAACUGGUCUUGGAGCAGUUUCUCAUCACUGGGCUCUACAAGGACAAGGUCGCCUUGAAAGAAAAGUGGGAAUCAAGUGGCAGAAACAUGGGGAGAUUCAUGGAGGGUCUGACUGAUGAGUGCUUGAAGGCUCCUGUCAUGGUCCAUGUCUCCAUGCAGGGGCAGGAAGCCCUCUGUUCUGAGAACAUGCCCUUAAAGGAAGUCAUCACGCUUUUGAAACAACAGCAAUCAGCAAUAACUCCAACACAAGAGAAUGCAAGGACAUCCUUGCAGCUGCUCCAACACAUGUCCUUGGCAGCGGGACAUGAAGACAGUGAAGAUAGCUGCGAAAGUCCCUGGGACGCUAUUGAAGGAAAUGGCAGUGCUAACAGUGUGGGAACUACGAUGGAUUCCCUUCUCACUGUCCAGAGAGCACAGUAUCCUGAGCCCAAAGAGGGGGGGGGUCUUUGUUACGGAGUUACUCAGGGUGUCAGAAAAUCAAGUCCAGGCCCGUUUAGAUUGCAGGAAGAGUCCCUGAGAGCACCUGCUUCUGAAGAUGUCCCUAUAGCAGUGAAACCAGUGCUUCUCUCUAGGAUAGACCAGUCUAAAGACACUGGAGAUGGCCACCACCCUUCCUGGAACACUGCUGACGUAAAUAGUGAUGUUAGCAGUAUCACAAAUGAGGGAGAUUCCCUUAUUAUCCAGAGAGAGCAGCAUUCCAAGCCUGAUGAGGGAGGUGUUCCAUAUGGAGUUCCUCAUGAUUCUAGAAAAGCAAUUUGCGAUGCCUCCAGGUCCCCAUGGGCAUCUUCUUCUACAGGUCUGUCCAUGGAGGUGUCAAGAUUUCUCUCCAGGCCAGAGCAGCUUACCUUUGUGCCUGUCCCUUUUUGCAAGAAUCAUGAGGCAAACUCCACAUGGGAUGCUCACCAGGGUACACUCUACAGAGACUCCAAACCACACAAAUAUGAAGAAUGUCCCAGAACCUUCAAAUAUCUCUGUAACCUCUCUGUCCACGAGAGAAAACACGGGAAGAAGAGAUCACUUUUCUGUACUGAGUGCCAGAAGGGCUUUAAUCAAGGCUCAGAACUCCAAGUUCAUGAGGUCAGACACAAGCCAGAAAAGCCUUUCCUGUGCAGCACGUGUGGAAGGUCCUUCAACCACAGGACCAACCUGCAGGCUCACGAGAGGAUUCACACAGGAGAGAAGCCCUACAUCUGCUCUCUGUGUAGCCACAGCUUCCGCCAGUCAUCCACAUUCCACCGUCACAUGAGGAAUUUCCACAAAUCAGAAUGA